Molecule: messenger RNA, 620 nt
Organism: Asparagus officinalis (garden asparagus)
Lineage: Eukaryota; Viridiplantae; Streptophyta; Magnoliopsida; Asparagales; Asparagaceae
Exons: 4
Coding region: 1-603 (200 amino acids)
Source: RefSeq, a predicted model, not a curated record
AUGAGGGAAAUAGAAGAAGAGUCAUUUGCUUCUGAAGAGGAAACUUCCGAAGAAGGUGAAUUCGCUGCUGGUGUUGCUACAGAAGUCAACAGUGGUUUUGAGGAAAACGCGGCAGGUUUGUCUGAAUCUUUUUGUAAAGAACUAUGGGACUUGUCGAUUGCUGAUCGAGCUCGUCGACUUAAAGCUCGUAAAAAAUGGAGAAUUUUGCCUACUUACAAUAGGAUGAUUGUUGAACUUUCAAAUAGUCCCGAUUCCGUUCCUGUGUCUCCUGGUGAGCCUGACCCGCUGCCCCAGUUAAAAAGGCCUACAGGGGUUGCCGACAUUAGGGAGGAUAGCAAUGUAGGACCUGAUUCCGCAGAUCCAGAUAACUUGCAGGAGGCAUACGUGGAUUUUGGGAAUAAAGAGGCUAACGCAUCCAUAAGGGAUUUCUCUAUUGAUGAUUUUGACGAGGAAGGCUUGAUCGCGGAGACUCCUACACUCCACUUCAUGUAUAGCUCUCCUCAAUUUGAUGGCCAGUUACCCGGAGAUAUAUUUUCCGAGCCUACGUUCGAUAAGAAUCUUGAGGAUGAUUCUUUCGAAGGUAUAUGCCUCCUCCCAAAUUAAUUAUAGGACUAGCCAAU